Molecule: messenger RNA, 2073 nt
Organism: Fibroporia radiculosa
Lineage: Eukaryota; Fungi; Basidiomycota; Agaricomycetes; Polyporales; Fibroporiaceae
Exons: 3
Coding region: 1-2073 (690 amino acids)
Source: RefSeq, a predicted model, not a curated record
AUGGCCGGACGCGCCGCGCGGCAGUCGCGUCGGAGGCGUGACCUGGCUGCACGCGUCGGGCGCGUAUCCUCUGCGAGUCCGCAGAUGGUCGCCGUCCUUGAGGCUGUCCUCACCCACACCAUGCGCCCGCUCGUCCUCCACUCUUCCGCCCUCAACGAUGCAGAAUACGCCGUUUACACUUCCUCUCUUCGAGAUCUCGCGGAAGACGGAGAGCCACAUACCGAACAGGACUUCAAAGUCGGCGUCCGCGAGGCCAGAGCAUGGCUUAGGGGGAGAUAUUCGACCCUCGUGCCCGGGGUAAUCGACUCGAUACUUCGUUUGUUUUGUCCUAGCCUUGCCCCGACCGACAUCCUGACCAGCGGCCAAGUGUUUGCUGUUCUCCGCCUUGUCUACCAUGCGCUGGAGGGAAAAGACGUAGACAAGGGGCUCAUUUUUGUUCAAGCUCACCCAGAUGACCUAUCUUCUGAGCUUCAGCAUCCCCUUCGACAAGCUUCUCUUCCCAGCAUUUCCACUCAACCCCUCAUCUCCGAACUCACCUCCGACCCGCCAUCGCCGGAUGCCAACCCCUUCUUCCAAACGCAUUCUGAACGAGCUCCUCCAAUAACAGCUAUAUCCGUACCCCUUUCUAAUCUUCCGCCAGCUGUACCUCCCAAACCUCCUACCAACCCAUUUCGCGCUCGACGGGGAUCUGAGGAUGAUCAUCGAGCGUCUGCAGUCCCAGAACGGGUAAUGCCUUCUACUGUGAAUGUCCGGCCGCGUGCCGCUGCACCCACAGACAGCAAGUCGCCUCCAUUACCGCCACGCAAGCCUGUGAUUCCUCCCGCUCCUCCUCCCCGUCACUCAUCCCAACAUUUGUCGUAUCAUACCAUCUCGGUGUCGACGCCAUCAACCAAGCCGCACGUUCUCGUUCAGCAAUCGUUGCAAGCGGCGCGCGUGGCACAAAGUCUCAAGAAAGCAGAGCAGCGCCUCCAGCAAGAGCGGGUACUCGAGGUGCUGAAGAGCAGUAGCAGUAACUCGAAUAAUACGCGACGCACACGCAGCAUCAGCCCGAUACAGGACGGAUAUCAUUCGUCCAAGACACCCUCCGUAUCCAGCUCAGUGGAGAGGGCGGAGGCCACCCGCGUGCCCGUGCUACCUCCCCGUAAGAAAGUGAGCCCCCCAGCGUCGACGGUCUCCGCGAUGACCGCGCGCUCACUCGAGUCCGUUGCUCGCGCGUCGGUGUCGUUCAAGCCCCCUCCCAGUGUCCCGUACUCGGCGACGCCGGCAAUGAGUGAAGACAACCGCUCGCCCACGCGCACGCCGCCGCGGUCGCUAACGGAUCUGCCGACGGAGCCGCCACCCAUGCAUCCUGACCGCAAGGCGUACUCGACCGGUUUCGACAUGGAGCGCGUGCCCUCACAGCCGCCAGACUCGCCGCGGGUGUUCCGGUCUAAGUCGAUGCACCACCCCUCACCGCCGCCGAUCCCGCCGAUGCGGAAGCGACGUCCAGAGAGCGUGCAGCUGAGUCCGACCACGACGACAGCGACUGCAGGGUCAGGGCCGGGGGGCUCACCAUUCGCGUCGCCGUCACGGCCAAGCUUCCCGUCGGGUGCGGUGCAGCCGCCCCUCUCGCGGCACCACUCCCUGUCGUCGACGCUCUCGGGGCGUACACAGCGGAGCGACGGGUCGGCCGUGUCGGAGCCGAUUGCGAGCCUGCAAAAGACGCUGGCCGGGCUGCACCAGCGGGCACAGCCACGCUUUGACUCGGCGCGGUACAAGGCGGAGGCUGCGUUGAACCCGCGCGGGUUCGUGCCCGGGACGCGAUGGAUGCGGCACGAGGGCGAGGAGCGACUCAUGGAGGACGAGGACGACGAGUAUGGCGUUGGUAGAGACGACUCAGGUAGCGCGGGGCCAGACGUUGACGAGGAGAGCGAGGGAGAACGGGAGCAGAAUGAUCGGCUGAGGAAGCUGAGGCUCGAGGAUAUUGAGGAUAGAAGUACGCGCUCGCUCGAUGGCGGAUAUCGGCGGAUGGGCGUCGAGCGGGAUGAUCUCAAGUGGCCCGUUGGUGAGGGCGAGGGCUGGAAACGGCUCUAA